CUCAAUAAUAUUAAUAAAUAAUCCUCGCCCGGCCCAAAAGGGGAAGGUUCAAAGAAAACCAACCCCGAAGCAUCAAGUAAGGUAGCCAACUUCAUCAACAGUGACGAAAUGUAUCUUCUGGCGGCACUCCCGGCCCCAGGCUGUCAGUGCGCCCGAACGAUGCAGAACCACUGCAUGAAAAAGGAUGGGCGGGGAGCCAUGGGGAUAGGCUGCCCGGAGCGGAGGGGCCUUGGGAUUUACCCAGCGAUCAACAACGGUCGUCAUAGUAUACGGACGGACGGUUUGUCUGUUCGCUCGGCCCACGCGGUAGACAACCAACAGAUGCGGGUAAUCGAAAUUGAAGUCAGGUCCGACGGUUGCCGGAUGGGAACUAUCUAUCUACUAGUAUCUACAUUCCCCAGAUGAAUACUAUCCUAUCUUUGGAGUACAUCUGCCUAGGGGCCCAUCCGAUGGGGGUCUUUAUUUCGGCAGUCAAUGCAGAUCCCUCACUCAGAUAGCCGACAAUGUGAGGAUUGGAAAUGC
This is a messenger RNA of Aspergillus heteromorphus CBS 117.55, 522 nucleotides long. RefSeq lists its product as uncharacterized. NCBI's taxonomy places the organism in Eukaryota, Fungi, Ascomycota, Eurotiomycetes, Eurotiales, Aspergillaceae. Bases 109 to 405 code for a protein of 98 amino acids. The transcript has a single exon. The record is from RefSeq and is a predicted model, not a curated record.